AGACAAUAACAAAUUCUAAAUGAACUUUGUCAACCUUUGUCAUCUGCAUUUUGUCUAACGAAACAUUAGUAUGCAGUAUGGGGUCAGUGUUAUGGAUACCAACUGUCCUGGGACUAUUUACAGCUUAUUUAUACAUUCUGUCAACAAAUGUUCCUGAACUAAAGGGGGUAAAAGAUGAAAAUGCCAGAUUAAAUUUUCCGUCCAAUUUAGAAGAGUUGACAUCAUUAGCAUCCACACUUCAGCUGUAUAAAACAGAACAUUUACUGUACGUUCUGCUAUUGUUCUGUAGUGCCUACAUAUAUAAACAAACAUUUGCUAUCCCUGGAUCUGUGUUCCUGAAUUUAUUAGGUGGAGCAUUAUUUGGAGUAUGGACAUCCUUUCCUCUGGUGUGUGUUCUAUCAGCCACUGGGGCCUCAUGUUGCUUUCUUUUGUCAAAAUAUUUUGGCAAGCAGCACAUUGAAAGAUUCUUUCCAGAUAAGGUUCACUUUCUACAAGGAAAGGUAGAAGAAAACAAAGACAGUUUAUUGUUUUUCUUGUUAUUUUUACGAUUUUUUCCAAUGACACCGAAUUGGUUUCUAAAUAUGGCAUCACCUAUAGUGAAUGUACCGAUUCAUUUGUUCUUCUUGUCAGUAUUAAUAGGGUUGAUGCCAUUUAACUUUAUAUGUGUACAGACUGGUGGGAUGUUGUCAGAGAUCAAAUCUACAGAUGAUAUUUUUACCUCAGGGACGUUACUAAAAUUAGGUGCUAUAGCUGUUGUGGCGUUAGUACCAGGGAUGAUAGUGAAAAAACUGAAGGACAGAAAAACCAAAUCUGAAUAAUAAAUGGAAAUUUUAUAUUGUCUUGCCUUGACGCAGUC
Molecule: messenger RNA, 856 nt
Organism: Mytilus trossulus (common blue mussel)
Lineage: Eukaryota; Metazoa; Mollusca; Bivalvia; Mytilida; Mytilidae
Product: transmembrane protein 41A-A-like
Exons: 6
Coding region: 78-818 (246 amino acids)
Source: RefSeq, a predicted model, not a curated record